Molecule: messenger RNA, 2339 nt
Organism: Rosa rugosa (rugosa rose)
Lineage: Eukaryota; Viridiplantae; Streptophyta; Magnoliopsida; Rosales; Rosaceae
Product: probable protein phosphatase 2C 35
Exons: 5
Coding region: 633-1913 (426 amino acids)
Biological process (GO): protein dephosphorylation
Cellular component (GO): cytosol; nucleus
Molecular function (GO): protein serine/threonine phosphatase activity; cation binding
Source: RefSeq, a predicted model, not a curated record
ACUCCCCACACCCAUGCACACAUAGAAUCCCAUAUACCUCUCUCUCUCUCUCUCUAGAAAGAAACCCCAUUUUCGUCACCAUUUUCAGAGUCACAGACACGCACAGAGACCCCAUUCUAUUUUGGACUCUUGUUUUUUCCAUUGGGUCGCUCGCAUUUUCUUGAACAAUUCUUCUGCUCUGUUCUUCUCGAGCCCUGUUAUCUUUUGCCCGUAAAGCGGCCAAAUUUCUUUGUUGCUUUCUGUCAAACUUCUGUGCAAACCCCAACCCCAUCGCGCGUGUGACCAUCACAGCAAGACCCACAAAGCCUCAACCUUUUUUCAGGUUAUUUCUCCUUUUUAGGGUUUUGCGUUGGAUUUCGUUUCUGGGUGCAGCGAUUUGUUCUUGCUCAAAUCCAUUCCCCCAAAACCCACAAAGCAAUUCUCACCUGGGUCUCUCUUCUUUCUCCUACUCCAAAAUUGCUUUUAGGGUUUCGUCCCAAUUCCGCUACUGUGCUCAGAACCACCGCCUCUCAUGGGCAGCAAUGUCGAAUUCGAAGGCUACCCAUUUCACUACUCCCACCCAGAAUCUCAUUCCAUUUAGGCAUUUCGUCGAACACCUGGUCUGCACUUGAGCUCGAAUUGGAUUUUCUCACAUGGGUUGUGUCCAUGGCAAGUGUUGCGGUCGUUUUCCCAAGUCCUCCGACGGCGAUCCCCGGGAAUUCAGAGACUCCGGACCCUACAGCGCUCAGAGGAAGCAGCACAUACUCACAGAGAGGUCAUUGGAGUUGGUCCCCGUUCCUUCACACGGCUUCAAUUUGGAGUACACUGUCCUAACGCAGAGGGGUUACUAUCCCGACUCGCCGGAUAAGGAUAAUCAGGACAGUUUCUGUGUUAAAACCCAGCUUCAAGGUAACCCAAAUAUCCAUUUCUUUGGUGUGUUUGAUGGGCAUGGUCAAUUUGGUACCCAGUGUGCUAAUUUGGUUAAGGAUAGACUGGUAGAGGUGUUAGCAGAUGAUCCCACAUUGCCUGAUGACCCUGUGGAAGCUUAUAAUUCUGCUUUUUUAACCACGAAUAGCGAGUUGCAUAGUAGUGUGAUUGAUGAUACUAUGAGUGGUACCACGGCGAUUACUGUGCUUGUGGUUGGGAAUACGCUGUAUGUUGCGAAUGUGGGUGAUUCGAGAGCAGUGAUUGCGGUGAAAGAUGGUAAUAGAAUCAUCGCGGAGGAUUUGUCUUGUGACCAAACGCCGUUUAGGAAGGAUGAGUAUGAGAGAGUGAAACAGUCUGGAGCCAGGGUUUUGAGUGUUGAUCAAGUGGAAGGGCUUAAGGAUCCAAGCAUUCAGAGUUGGGGUGAUGAAGAGAGUGAAGGGGGUGAUCCUCCAAGGCUGUGGGUUCAAAAUGGUAUGUAUCCUGGGACUGCAUUUACAAGGAGCGUGGGUGAUAGUACUGCUGAGAAGAUUGGUGUUGUUGCAACUCCGGAAGUGUCAAUGGUUCAGCUGACUCCCAAUCAUCUUUUCUUUGUCGUUGCAAGUGAUGGGGUUUUCGAGUUCCUCUCAAGCCAAGCUGUUGUUAAUAUGGCAGCAAAAUAUUCAGAUCCUCGGGAUGCAUGUGCUGCCAUUGCUGGAGAAUCAUAUAAGUUAUGGUUGGAACAUGAAAACCGAACAGAUGAUAUAACAAUUAUCAUUGUUCACGUCAAAGGCUUGUCUAAUUCAGCUGGUGGUGCUACAGAUGGAACAGAUGGGAGCACUAAUAGAGCUGCAAGGAGGAGGAGAAAAGGGAAUUCUGGGUCAUCAUUUAACAGCGGUUCGGAAGUUUUCCGUUCAGUGAGAAGUGAUUCCUCAGAGAUACAGUCUUGUCAGCUUGUGCUUUCGAUGAAUCGAAACCCAGCUAUUGUUGUUCCAUCUCCUACAUGUCAAAGCCCUAGAAAUAGUGUUUGAACUGAAAGGUGUUGCAGAAGUUGCCACACAUCUUCUUGUUAUUUUUCUCAAGUGGAUGCGGGUUAGUGGUGCAAUUCAACCAACAACAGAAGCAGUUGGUUCUGCAUAUACUGUAUAAUCUUGGACCCUAAUCUUUGGGUUCUCUUGCUAAUCUCACUAAUGACACUGUUUCUGACCAUAUCAUAUCGAACUUGGAGGAAAACGUAUUCUUCUUGAGCUGUAGCUGUGCAUCUGCUAAUCCAGAGAGGGAGGAAUGGGAUUGAAGUAGGAGGAUCAUCAUAUAGAAGGUCUCUUUACACGUAUUUGCAGGAGCAUAUUCCUUGUACUUAAUAUCGUAGAAGUUUUAGCUUUGGUUGUAACUCUUCAUCCCUCAAAACCUUAAAGUGGAUGAGUAAGUAAUAUAUUGUCAAUCUUGUCUGCACUAUC